AAGGAAUGGGGGAAGCAAUGAAUGGGGAAAAGAGCCCUCUUCCCCCCCCCCCCCCCCCCCGCCACUUCACACAACCCUUCUUGAUCCAGAAAGAGCCAUUUUGUACAAAGCAACCAGGUCCCUCAAGAAAGAUGAGCCAGGAAAUGGAGCCCUGCAAGAGACAUGAACAGGAAAAGAAACUUUUAGCCGCUUUUGACUGGAGAGGGGUGUGUGUGAUGGGUCAAGGCUGAGGAGGGGCAGGAGAUUUGGGGGAGCCCACCUUUGACCCCCCCCCUACUUCUUAGCAGCUUGGUCCCAGCAGGCUUUCCUUCCUUCCACCUCAGGAUGCCAAGAAGUGCAUCCGUCUCCUUUGGGAAAAUGCGGGAGAGCCCCCCUCCCAUCCCCUUUCUUCCUCUCCCUGGUGAAAUCCUGGCCCUCUGAGUUGUAGGUUGCUUUUCUUCUAGCCUGGAUGGGUGUGAAGUGGGGGUUGCUCCAGGUUCCCUGAGUUUAUGAACCAGAGUGGAAAGAUCUCUUCAGGUUCAGCAGUGCCAGGUUCUGAAUGGAAGAAAAGAUUGAAGACGGCCACUCAACACACCUUGGAGACAUCAGUCUCUGACUUUAUUCAUACAAGCAGAGACAGCUUCUCCUUGCAGUGCUAGCUUUCCAUGUGCAGGGAAUUUCUGUGGUGCAAAGGAAUAUUUACAGUUGCCAGUUUCAGGGCUGGAAUCUCCCACCUGCCCCCUUGAGCCAGGCAGUCCAGUUUUUAGCUUUUGGUGUGUAGCUAUGGACACAAUAUUGGGCACCCCAUGACCCUAACUGCCCUCCCCAAUCCAGGGCAUCAUGAGCUUUUCCAGGCUGUCCCCCUUGGUCUCCAAAUCAGUUCUGCCAAAUGUGUUUUUUUUCAAGAUCUCCUCCUAAAAAGACUGGUCCCCCCCACCCGACACACACAGCAAGGAGGCUUCGUGGCAGAGGGAGCAGAGACCCUUACUGGCCUUCUGUCAACCUGAGUCCACUAUGGCAAGGGGGGAGGACUAAAAGGUUGGGGGACUCCAUAGAAGGGAAAAAAGGCACAGUCUUCCAGGUGAUCGGAGGCCGUGAAUCUGCUGAUUGGUUACCUCAGAAGGACUCCAGCCUUUUUAUAAAGCUGCACAUUGAUAUUCACAAGCUACAAGAAACUCCUGAAAAGAAAGAACAGACGGCGUACCAAAUAACAACAGAACCUCAAGUCUGUUCAUCUUUAUAGGACUGGCUUGAAAGAAGAAGGAAAAAGAAGCCGCCCAAACUGCCUUUUUUCAUCGCCAAUUGAGAAAGGCAUCCUUUCAGAGUCCCAGGCGCAAGAGUAGAAGGAGAAUAAGAUGGAAGAACGGGACCCAGAAGGAGUGAGACGUGGCAAGAGAGCCAGGAAAGACCCCUGUCCCCUCCAAGCUGGGAGUGGUGUUGAAUUCUGGGAGAGAACUGGGCCGGACACCUGGAAUCAAGAGCCCUUGAACACGGAAGUACUUUGCCAACGCUUCCGGCAAUUCCGCUACUGUGAUCCUGAUGUUCCCAGAGAGGUUUGCAGCCAGCUGCAUGCACUUUGCAACCGCUGGCUGAAGCCAGAGAGACACUGCAAGAAGCAGAUCCUGGACCUGGUGAUCCUGGAGCAGUUCCUGACCAUCUUGCCCCAAGAAAUGCAGCGCUGGGUUAGAGAAUGCAGUCCGGAGACCAGUUCCCAAGCGGUGGCCCUGGCAGAAGGCUUCCUCCUGAGUCAAGCCAAGGAGAAGAGGCAGGCAGAGCAGAGGUGGGGUCCAGCCGCGAAGAUGGAAAUUAAGUCCUCUGAGAGGGAAAGAGCUCUGUUGGAGGACGGGCAGCAUGCCGAUGACCAGGAACUUUCCCCAAAUGCCCUCUCACAUGGCAGUGAAGAGAGAGUGUUGGUCCCUUCUCUUUGUGGAGGUGUGAAAACAGUUGCUGCACCUCCAAUCCAGUCUCUGGUUUCCUUUGCGGAGGUGGCCAUGUAUUUCCAAGAGGCAGAAUGGGCAUUGCUGGAUCCAGACCAACGAGUUCUCUAUGAGGGUGUCAUGCUGGAGAACUAUGAGAGUGUGGCCUCUCUGGCAGCACAAGUAGAGGAGAUAGUUGGAGGUUUCCAGGGAUUGUCAGAGGAAAAAGUCAAGGAUCAAGAUUCCAAAGGAGUGUUUGAGGAUGGAGACAGGCCACAGAGUCAGGAGGGAAGCCAUGCAGAUCAGAGAAGGGAAAAUCCCAUUCUGUCACAAGGAGGAGGUUUUUGUGAUGUCCCAAUCCAAGAACUAAGAUCAACCACAACAGAAAAGAAUGAAGGCAUCCAUGCUAACCAGAGAACCCUCUCCAGGCAAAAUGAAAAUGUGGCCUUUAUAAAGACCUUGAGUAAGAACGUCAAUAUUAUUUCCGAGAGGCAAAUUCCCUCUGGAGAGAAACGGUACAAUUGCAUGAAGUGCGGAAAGACCUUCAGUCGGAAAUCAGCCCUUUCUUCACAUCUAAGAAUUCACUCAGCAAAAGAUGAGGAGUGGACUGAGGGCGAUGAUCAAGUGCAUGAGCUAUUGCCAGAGAAAGCGAAGAAUGGAGAUUUGAAAGGAAACUUCAGGAAUCAAGGCAAACCAAAAAAGCAGACAGGAGGUCACAUGGCUGAGAGGAGGGAUAAAUCAAUUCCUGGCCAAGGACAGGAUUGUCAUGAAGUAAUUCACACAGUAGAAGAAAUAUAUAAGUGCUUGGAGUGUAGAAUGAACUUCUCAGAUCACAGCCAGUAUGAAAUUCAUUUGCAAAUACAUAAUGGAAGGAAGACCCAUCAAUGUUCGGAGUGUGGCAUGACUUUCCUUUGCAGAGCAAAGCUCUUGAGGCAUCAAAGAACACAUCAAGGAGUGAAACUUACCUCAGACGGUAAGCGUGGUAAGAGCUUUUCAGAAAAAUCAGGUUCUUUUCAUCACCGAAGGACUCAUACAGGAAAGAAGGCAUUAAUCUGCUUAGAGAGGAAAAUGACCUUUUCUGGUAGAAGAAAGGGUAAUGUACCUAUUCCAAAACACGGUAUAAUGAGAGCUGGAAAAUGCUUUCGGUGCGGAAAAUUCUUCAGCUACAGAUCAAAGCUCCUUGUGCAUCUGAGAACCCACAUAGGAGAGAAACCUUUUGAAUGCCUAGAGUGUGGAAAGAGAUUCAAUCUCAGUGGCACUCUUCAAAAGCAUAAAAGAACUCACACAAAAAAGAGACCUUUUGAAUGCUCAGUGUGUGGAAAGAGAUUCAGUCAGAGGAGUAGUCUUCAAAAGCAUCAAAGAACUCACACAAAGGAGAAACCUUUUGAAUGCCCAGAGUGUGGAAAGACAUUCAGUCGUAGUAGCACUCUUCAAAACCAUAAGAGAAUUCACACAAAGGAGAGACCUUUUGAAUGCUCAGAGUGUGGAAAGAGAUUUGGUCAGAGUGGCCAUCUUCAAAGGCAUAAAAAAACUCACACAAAUGAGAGACCUUUUGAAUGCUUAGAGUGUGGAAAGAGAUUCAUUGACAGUUACAUACUUCAAAUCCAUCAAAGAGCUCACACAAAUGAGAGACCUUUUGAAUGCUCAGAGUGUGAAAAGAGAUUCAAUGACAAUGGCACUCUUCAAAAGCAUAAAAGAAUUCACACAAAGGAGAGACCUUUUGAAUGCCUAGAGUGUGGAAAGAAAUUCAGUCAGAGUGGCACUCUUCAGCGGCAUAAAACAACUCACACGAAGGAGAGACCUUUUGAAUGCUCAGAAUGUGGAAAGGGAUUCAGUCAGAGUGGUGCUCUUCAAGCCCAUCAGAGAACUCACACAAAUGAGAGACCUUUUGAAUGUUUAGAGUGUGGAAAGAGAUUCCGUCAGAAUACCACUCUUCAAUAUCAUCAAAGAACCCACACAAAGGAGAGACCUUUUGAAUGUUUUGAGUGUGGAAAGAGAUUCAGUCGGAGUUUCACUCUUCAGCAGCAUCAGAGAACUCACACAAAUGACAGACCUUUUGAGUGCUUAGAUUGUGGAAAGAGAUUCCAUGACAGUGGCAGUCUUCAAAAGCAUAAAAGAAUUCACACAAAGGAGAGACCUUUUGAAUGCCCAGAGUGUGGAAAGAAAUUCAGUCAGAGUGGCACUCUUCAAAGGCAUAAAACAACUCACAUGAAGGAGAGACCUUUUGAAUGCUCAGAGUGUGGAAAGGGAUUCAGUCAGAGUGGUGCUCUUCAAGCCCAUCAGAGAACUCACACAAAGGAGAGGCCUUUUCAGUGCUCAGUGUGCGGAAAGGAAUUCCGUCUGAGUGGUGCUCUUCAAGUCCAUCAGAGAACUCACACAAAUGAGAGACCUUUUGAAUGCUCAGAGUGUGGAAAGAGAUUCAGUCAGAGUAGCAUUCUUCAACGGCAUCAGAGAACUCACACAAAGGAGAAACCUUUUGAAUGUUUUGAGUGUGGAAAGAGAUUCAGUCAAAAUGGCACUCUUCAACAGCAUCGAAGAACCCACACAAAGGAGAGACCUUUUGAAUGUUUUGAGUGUGGAAAGAGAUUCAGUGAUAGUGGCACUCUUCAACAGCAUCAAAGUACUCACACAGAGACUUUUUGAAUGACGUGAGAGUAAAAAAAAUUCAGUCAAAGUGGUGCUUUCAACAGCAUCAAAGAACACAGUGGAGAACCCUUAUAUAUACUUGGAAUGUGGACAGAGAUUCAGUCAGAAGGGCGCUGUACAGCAGCAUUGAAAGAUCCACACAAGGGAGAAACCUUUUGAGUGCUCAAAAUAUGGAAAGAGAUUUAGUUAGUCUAGCAGUCUGGCCCAACACCUAAGAACCCUGACUUUGGAAAAACUUUUUCAAGUACUCAGCGUAAGGCCCCUGUUUCCUCCUCAGCCGAGGCACCCCAAUUUGGUCCCCCAUGUUCUCAUUUUUCUUUUGAAGAUCACUCCAUUGAAAUCCUGAAGUAAAAUAAGCAUAUCUUUUGGAUAGCUUUGAGAGAGCUCAUCUGCCUGCCCUGUGCAUCACAGGGCAUCACAGAAGUAGGAGGUCCCCAGAGCUUUUAUAUACUUCUCCUCCAGUUCCAUGGCCUGUGAACAGAGAUAUAUCUACUUCAAGAGUAUCAAAUCAAACCCAAAGAAGAUCAUUUCCAGUUAAUGGCCAAUCACCUCUGAGCCAUCAAAGCAACCUUUACAUCUGAUCAACUCAGGCACACUGGGUGUUAUGAAAAUCUCCCCAUAUGGGAAUGUCAGGGGUCACGUUCAACUCAUUCCACUCAGUUUUUUGAGGCCAGUUACUUCAGACUGCUCAGUCAAAUUCAACUUUGAUUUUUGAACCAAUCAUGAUCAUGGGAAAGUCUGGUCCCAUGUAGAACAAUGGGAUUUCCCCCCCAAAAGGGGAAACCCAGGUAUGUGAAAGGAGUUUUCCAGGUCCCCCCCCCUCAUUACCUGGAUACCCCUGCAAGAAAACCCCGCCCCCCCAAAAUCUAUGUUUAUUUCUCUUUCCAUGGUUGGCCUUCUGCUCCCUGGAUUGUCAGCAAUUCUCAGCUUCUCACUCAUCUUGGAACAAAUAAUAUUGUACUCUGUCUUUAUCCUUGCCUCCCAUCCCUUUCGUAGUUUUUGCAUGUGCAUCUGCUAGGAUUUAGGGAAUUACCUCUCAGGUGCUUAAUAUAGACUCUCUACUAUUUUACUUUUUUUAUUCUGUUUUGUAUCCAAUAAAAUUAAAAGUAUGAUCACUUCA
Sphaerodactylus townsendi is the source of this 5661-nucleotide messenger RNA. RefSeq names its product zinc finger protein 420-like. The transcript is spliced from 10 exons. Gene Ontology annotation, biological process: negative regulation of transcription by RNA polymerase II. Gene Ontology annotation, molecular function: DNA-binding transcription repressor activity, RNA polymerase II-specific. The coding region runs from base 1335 to 4538 and encodes 1067 amino acids. Lineage: Eukaryota; Metazoa; Chordata; Lepidosauria; Squamata; Sphaerodactylidae. The record is from RefSeq and is a predicted model, not a curated record.